Messenger RNA from Python bivittatus (Burmese python), 1705 nucleotides. RefSeq names its product zinc finger protein 202-like. The record is from RefSeq and is a predicted model, not a curated record. Gene Ontology annotation, biological process: regulation of DNA-templated transcription. Lineage: Eukaryota; Metazoa; Chordata; Lepidosauria; Squamata; Pythonidae.
CUCGGGAGAGCCAGGACUGCGAGACGCAGAAUCUGCAGUUCAGGAUGUUCACCACCCACGUGAUAAGUCUGUGAUUUCUUCAUGCAAACGUGGCAUGUGAACGAAAGCAGGUUUUGAAACUAGCAGAAACCUUGCACCUGUUGGAGGUCCAUUUCAGCAGUGAAGGAAAAUGGCGGCUCCGUGUCCAGUAGAUGAGGAAGCAGGAAAAAUCCUCCAUACCAUCCAGGAUGAACGCAGGAGGGGAUUUGGAAAAAUUAUGGGGCAGAAAAUCCUAGAGGAAGAACCCCUCACAUGGGACGCCCAUCACCAGCAGGCCAGGGGAUUCUGCUACCAGGAGGCCGCGGGGCCACGGGAGCUCUGCAGCCGCCUGCAUGGCUGGUGCCACCUCUGGCUGCAGCCCGAGCGGCGCAGCAAGGCGCAGAUGCUGGACCUGGUGCUGCUGGAGCGGCUGCUGGCCGUGCUGCCCGCGGAGGAGGCGCGCUGGGUGCGCGAGUGCGGCGCGGAGAGCAGCGCGCAGGCCGUGGCCCUGGCCGAGGGCUGCCUGCUGAGCCAGGCCAAGGAGCGGAAGGAGCGUGAAGGGUGCCAGGCGUGGGGAGCCUUCUGGGGGGCCAAGGAAGAAUCCCUCAAGGCAAGGACGGACACGUUCCAUCUCUUAAAAGAGUCGUCCCUUCCGGAGAUCUCCCGGCAGCAUCAAAUAUGGGAUGCCUCAUCUGACUUGAUGGGGUUGCGUGAGAGACAAAACUACCCAAAAAAGUUCACCAGGAACAGUGGAAAGGAUGGGGGCUUUUCAGCUGAUUGUGAGGAGCCUCCCCCCAGAGCAGACAGCAGAACAACAUCUCUGGCACUUUUUAAAAAGUCUUUUCUUCCUGGUGGAGCCAAAACAGCAGCUGAAGCUACAGUCCAGGGUCUCGUCUCCUUUGAGGAGGUGGCCGUGUACUUCACCAGAGAGGAGUGGUCCAUGCUGAAUCUCAGCCAAAGAGCCCUGCAUUGCCAAGUUAUGCUGGAGAAUUCCCAAAAUGUGGCCUCUCUGGGUAAGGGCCCCCCUUUGCUCUGGACUCUCUUGACUGGGACAGACCUUGGCUAACAGAAGUCGUCUGGCUGGCUGUGUCUGGGUUUCCCCUCGCUGGAAAAAAAGAGAAGUCUGGGGCUUUUUGAAGCUCCUUAAUAGAUGAAUAUCAGAAGGGACUUGUUUCGACAUGUGGUGAACCGUUUGGUAACUGAAACUUGAGAAGGCCAAUCAGUUCAGUUGUGUUUUAUCUCUAAACUAAACCAUUGGCUUUGGGGAAACACCCCAGGACUGCAGUGUUUAACUGAAAUCCAGCAUGGAUUUUUGUUCUGAUGGCUGAACACAACUAAUACUGUCUCUAAGACAGCUGUGCAGCACUUUAGAUUUGGGGGCCAAAAGGUGCUGCAGCGCAUAUAGCGGGGCUCACAUAGCACGUUCUCCAGGUCUUUAUAGCCAUUGGUUCUUUUCCAUGGAUCAUGAGGCUGUUCCUGUAGCUGGUAAAGUGUCAGGCAGAUCACAAGUAUCUGAUCCAUUCCUAAUUGCAUUAGAAACCCAUUGUGUUUGUUGAGUCCUUCUGAGAUUAUCUGAAACCUUUUGAUGUAAGUGAAUGUUCUUACAGUUUCUUACUCAGUGGUGGAAUUAAAGUCCCACUUUUCCAAAACAGUCACUUUGAGGUCUGUCAUGAAGCAUCCUGAGAGG